CGUUUAUCAAACUAGUAGCACUGUCAUCAUACGGGGCGCAGGGCACGUGGGUAGGGCGAAGUGCCCAAUGGGAUUGGCGACUGUGGCUACGCGCAUCCGCCCUCCUUCCAAAACCACCCCAAACGGUUGGUCACGCGGGGGGUGGUUGGGGGCGCGCGCGCCUGCCACCGGUCCCUUCAGUCUGGCAGCGCCGACACACCAUGUGUCAUUCAGUAGUCGCGAACGUGAGAGAAGGCCCACACCAUCGAUCACGGUGAGAAUUCUAUGCUACACAUUUAAAGUUACGAUCACGUCGACGCAGCGAUCGCCGCCGAAGUCAUCAAAAGUGAUAAACGUCAUAAAACAAUAACAACGGUUAUAAUUUAAUUGUAUACAAUAUGGAUACCACCAAAUCGGCCAGGAACGUAUACAGCAUCGAUCAAAUUCUCGGAACUACUCAUCCGUCCAAAAACGAAAAUUCGAGUGUUCAUUGCCAAUCCAAAUUGGACGCAUUAUAUGCAGCUAGUGGAACCGAUCCAUCCCUACAUCGGUCCGACGAACACGAUGAUGAUAAACCCCGAAAAGUUCGUCGUAGCAGAACAACAUUUACAACAUAUCAAUUACAUCAAUUAGAAAGAGCUUUUGAAAAGACUCAAUAUCCUGAUGUAUUUACUAGAGAAGAACUCGCUUUAAGAUUGGAUCUCAGUGAAGCCAGAGUGCAGGUAUGGUUUCAAAAUCGUAGAGCUAAAUGGAGAAAACGAGAAAAAUCAAUGGGCAGAGAAUCCAAUCCAUACAUACCUGACCACACGCUGUUCAGAAACGACUGUUUGUCCGUGGCACCCACGCUGGGAGGUCCGCUACCGUUCCUCACGCCCGAACAAUUCUGGCCGAGCAUCGUGUUCAACCCGGCGGCUGCGUCGGCGUUCCUGCUCGGCUUGCCGUGGCACCAUCAUCACGCUGCCCAGCCGUCGGCCACUGCUGCCGCCGCGUCGUAUCAGUCGUCCGUACACAAGGCGCUGUCCGAGCGAAUCAUCACCGCCAACCAGUGGCCGGCCGUCGCGCUGCAAACGUCAUCGUCCGAACCGCACAGCCCGUCGUCCGCGGGCACGUCCAGUCCCGCGGCGCUGUCGCCCGUCCGCGAGCCGUCGGUAGACGCGGCCACGGUUGCCGCCGCCGAAAACCGAUCACCCUACCUGAACGACGACGACGAUGACGGCGACGGUGACGACGAAAACGAAGCCGGCAGGUGUUCGCCGCCAGUUUUGAUGGAAAACGUUUCCUGUUAAUAUGUUUGGCUACGGCGAUACAUAAAAUAUAUUACCUUACCUAAUACAUGCAUAUUAUAUACCAACCGCUUUAAAUAGUUAUUAUUUAACUUCGACCCCCCCCCCUCCUCACACAAUCAUCCACCUACUGGACGUGUGAUUGUUUUUUUUUUUUUUGUUGUUGUUAUAUGACGUGAAUUUUUGUUCAGACCUAAGACUUAUAAGUUAUAAUGUAUAAUCAUCUCGAUGAACGAGUUUUAAAAACAAGAAUAAAUUAAAAGAAAUAAUUUUACAUAUACCUAAGUUAUUUUGUAAAUGCCUUUACCGAUAUUACCAUUAUAUGUACGAUAAUAACACUACAUUUUUGCAAACGUUAAUUUUUUUUUACUAUUUUAUAUCGCAACAAACAUCUUAACCAUUUUAUUUUUGGGAGCGUAGACCCCUAUACGCGUUGAAACCGAAUUUUAAACUGUAAAUUUUAACAUUAAAUAACGUAUUAAAUAUUAAUAUAAUAAUAUUAUACUAUUAAUAGUUGAACCAUUAAUACUCAAAUAUGGCGAACUACGUAGUAGUUAGCCGUUAUAUUAUCAAACGAUAAAUAUUGAUUCAAUAUUUAUACACAGGCAUGUAUACAAAAUAAAAUUUCGGGUGGAGGGGGGGUGACCAUCCCCCUCUGUAUGCGUGCCUGUUUAUACACAUCAAAUUGUCAAAAUGUUCAAAAAUAAUUUCUACUUCAAUAAAUGAUAAAGAAAAACCCUAAAUGAAUCACUGUUAUGAUAUGUCACAAUUAUGAAAAAAAAAAUAGUAAAUAUUUGAUCUUCGCAAAAAUUUAAUGUAAUAAUUUAUAAUAGUAAAUACUUAUUUUAAAUUAUAUUAGGUGAGUAUUAGGUUAUUUUUAUUGUAAAAAAUGUAAAUUGUAUAAAAUAUGAUAUUUACCUAUA
Messenger RNA from Rhopalosiphum padi (bird cherry-oat aphid), 2185 nucleotides. Its product is annotated as retinal homeobox protein Rx3-like. NCBI's taxonomy places the organism in Eukaryota, Metazoa, Arthropoda, Insecta, Hemiptera, Aphididae. Gene Ontology annotation, biological process: regulation of transcription by RNA polymerase II. Gene Ontology annotation, molecular function: RNA polymerase II transcription regulatory region sequence-specific DNA binding; DNA-binding transcription factor activity, RNA polymerase II-specific. The transcript is spliced from 4 exons. The record is from RefSeq and is a predicted model, not a curated record. Bases 378 to 1265 code for a protein of 295 amino acids.